AUGCCGCCAGCCAUUGAGAACCCAUACGAGGAACGUCAAGCUCUUUUGCUAGAGCGCAUUAUCAAAAAUGUGGAUUUGCUGAAUGAGGCACUGGGGGAGAUGAAUCGGUCUGUGGCCGACAUUAAUCAGCAUAAUCAAGACAUUACGAUUGUCGCAGAAAUGUGGAAUGGAUACCACCGCAAUGUGGACUUCAAUCUACAGAAUAUGGAGGGAAGCAGUGCGACAUCGUCUUUAUCCCAUCCAUAA
Molecule: messenger RNA, 246 nt
Organism: Malassezia restricta
Lineage: Eukaryota; Fungi; Basidiomycota; Malasseziomycetes; Malasseziales; Malasseziaceae
Product: DASH complex subunit DAD4
Exons: 2
Coding region: 1-246 (81 amino acids)
Biological process (GO): attachment of spindle microtubules to kinetochore
Cellular component (GO): DASH complex; mitotic spindle
Source: RefSeq, a predicted model, not a curated record